CUGCGCGCGCGCCCUCUCUGCUCCCUCGCAGCAGACCCCAAAUCAACUUGUUCUCAUUCACUCCAUAUUUCCAGUCCCCACUGUGCCCUGUGCAGGGACCCCGGGCCAAGCCUCCGGUUUUUCUGGUGGCAUUUCCCAUGACAGCCGCAAAGCUCCAUUCCCUUUGCUAGCGGGCACAGGCAGGAAGCAAAGUUUUUCAGAACCUUCGGGGCUGACUUUGUCUCGGUGACCCGCAUUUGCUCGUAUGUGAGGUGCUUUGCCUGUUCGCGGGGCGGUUUCCCGUUUCCCGGGCGGUGGGUGCGGGACUGGCAAGCCCCUCCCUUCUCCAGGUCCAUCCAGCGACUCGUUUAGGAAAAGUGCUGAAACGAACUAGUAGCGGAGGAUCGCCAGCGCCUGUCCUCCCCUUUGGGGAAGGCGGGGAGAACCGAGAGCCUGUCACUGAGAGCUGGCUGCAGGCUCCUGGCUCAGCACUCCGAAAACCCAAAAGGCAGAUCAUGAGGGGUGGAGGGUAGGGAGGGAAUGGAGGCUAGGAGAGGGGCUCGGGACUGCUUGAAUGCUGCCCUGUGACAGCGGAUAGGAGGGAACAGCCCUUAUUUGCCUAGCUCUGAUUCUUCAGGCUGUCGCCCUUCUGGAAUGCAAACCCAGGACACGAUGGAAACAGGACUUGCAAAUCCUUUCAGAAUGCCGGAGGAAAGUUCUCCCAGGGGGACCCCACAGAGUGCUCCAUACCAGGACCUCCCUCACCUGAUUAACGCUGACGGGCAGCGCCUUUUCUGCAAGUACUGGAAACCCACAGGCGAGCCCAAGGCACUGGUGUUUGUUUCCCAUGGAGCCGGGGAGCACUGCGGCCGCUAUGAGGAACUGGCUCAGAUGCUGACGGGACUGGGCCUGCUGGUGUUCGCCCACGACCAUGUUGGCCACGGACAGAGUGAAGGGGAGAGGAUGGUGGUGUCUGACUUCCACGUUUUCGUCAGGGAUGUGUUACAGCACGUGGAUGUCAUGCAGAGAGACUACCCCAGGCUUCCUGUCUUCCUUCUGGGUCACUCCAUGGGAGGUGCCAUCUCCAUCCUCACUGCCGCAGAAAGGCCAGGCCACUUCUCCGGCAUGGUUCUCAUCUCACCCUUGGUUCUCGCCAAUCCGGAGUCGGCCACAACUUUCAAGGUCCUUGUUGCGAAAGUGCUCAACUUUGUCCUGCCCAACAUGUCCCUGGGGCCCAUCGAUUCCAGCGUGCUCUCUCGGAAUAAGACAGAGGUGGACCUGUACAAUGCAGACCCGCUGAUCUGCCGGGCAGGGCUGAAGGUGUCCUUUGGCAUCCAGCUGCUCAACGCCGUCUCCCGGGUGGAGCGUGCCCUCCCCAAGCUGACCCUGCCCUUCCUGCUGCUCCAGGGCUCUGCGGACCGCCUGUGUGAUAGCAGGGGAGCCUACCUGCUCAUGGAGCAAGCCAAGAGCCAGGAUAAGACGCUCAAGAUCUAUGAAGGUGCCUACCAUGUUCUCCACAAAGAGCUUCCUGAAGUAACCAACUCCGUCUUCCAGGAAAUAAACGUGUGGGUCUCUCAAAGGACAGCUGCAGUAGGAGCCGGGUCCCCACCCUGAGCGCACUGCCUGGGCUACCACCUCACUGUCUGGGAGAAGCGGGCAGAGAAAGGACAAGACUUGGCUUUUUGGAUGUGGCUCACAAAAAUAUAACAAGUUGGAGGAAUUCUAACAUAAUUUAGUUAAAAAAAAAGACAUUCUUAUUACGUAUCAGGCCGACAGCCACUGGCUCUACCUUAAGGGGCAGACACCUUAUACAAAAAAGGAAGAAUGGUAACAGGCAAUUUUCAGAAAAGGAAAUUAAAAUCAGCACAGCCUCUGCCCCGCUUGAGUGGCUCCAGCAUUUCCGAUGGUCCUUCGGAUUCCAGGCUACAGCCACUUGAUCUGAUAGUUCAUUAACCACCUGCCCCUCCAGCCUCCCUCGGUGGCCUCUCUGGCUGUGGGAUGAGGGGGCUGCUGUCCCCAGAGGCAGCUCCUCAGGACAGACUUGGUGCCCCUCCGAGGCCCAGAAAAUGUUCGCAUCUCUUCAACAUGAGUGCCACUGGUGACCAUGUCAGUUCCUUUGCAGCCCAGCCCCAAGCCAGGCUUAGAGGUGGGAGGGAGGCUUAGCCCAGAGAGAGGAACAACCAGGAAAUCAGUCUUUCUCUUCUCCCCACUCUUCCUUUCCUUCCUGGUCAAGGAGCACCACUGAUGGCAUAUGUACCUAGAGGUUGCCUUCCUAGUUUAAUUUUCCCUGACACUAUAAGAGAAAAAUUGUAUUGAAGAUGAAAUGUUUAAUAUAUAAUGUAUAUCCUAAAGCGUAGACUAUUUGGGUG
This is a messenger RNA of Loxodonta africana (African savanna elephant), 2348 nucleotides long. It is a transcript of the gene MGLL, whose product is annotated as monoglyceride lipase. Gene Ontology annotation, cellular component: membrane. Gene Ontology annotation, molecular function: monoacylglycerol lipase activity. The coding region runs from base 634 to 1593 and encodes 319 amino acids. The record is from RefSeq and is a predicted model, not a curated record. NCBI's taxonomy places the organism in Eukaryota, Metazoa, Chordata, Mammalia, Proboscidea, Elephantidae. The transcript has 8 exons.